Papaver somniferum (opium poppy) is the source of this 1194-nucleotide messenger RNA. Its product is annotated as chlorophyllase-2, chloroplastic-like. Gene Ontology annotation, biological process: chlorophyll catabolic process. The transcript is spliced from 4 exons. Lineage: Eukaryota; Viridiplantae; Streptophyta; Magnoliopsida; Ranunculales; Papaveraceae. Gene Ontology annotation, molecular function: chlorophyllase activity. Bases 1 to 1050 code for a protein of 349 amino acids. The record is from RefSeq and is a predicted model, not a curated record.
AUGGUAACCAAGGUGAAUGACAUAGUGAAGGUCAUCUUGAAUGUGUACUUACCGUAUUUUAGUAACUGCUUAAACAGAUUUCACGUGUCUUCUGCAUCUCAUUCUUCUUCUUCUUCUUCUAUAAAUGUUUUCCAGUUGGGAAAGUACACAGUGUCUUUAUUUCCAGUCAAUCCUCAGAGGUCUACAUUAACAUCUUCGCCGUUGUUUAAUCAUUCUCUCACAGUACCUCUUUUGAUUGCGACACCAACUGAAGAAGGAGAAUUUCCAAUACUAGUAUUUCUCCAUGGUUUUCUGCUCGAGAAUUCUUUCUGUUCUCAACUAAUCCAACACAUUGCUUCUCAUGGUUUCAUUGUCGUUGCCCCUCCUCAGUUACCGAACAGUGGUGAAAUCGAGUCAGCAAAAGGAGUAACAGAAUGGUUGUCAGUUGGACUCUGUCCCGUACUGCCACCAGUUGUUCGACCUAAUCUAUCUAAGGCAGCACUCGGUGGUCACAGUAGAGGUGGAAAAAUUGCAUUUGGCCUAGCUCUAUCUUACACUAGUAACCCUAAAAGCAAUAGUGAUAGUUCGUUGAUCAAGUACUCAGCUCUAGUGGGUAUUGAUCCAGUUGAAGGACUGAUGAAAGGUAUACCAAUUCCUCCACUCGUUCUAACCUAUGUUCCUCACUCUUUCGACCUAGAUAUGGCGGCUUUAGUUGUGGGAUCCGGCCUUGGAGAGAUUAAGAGAAAUCCACUUUUUUUUGCUUGUGCUCCAAAAGGUGUAAACCAUGAAGAGUUUUACAGUGAAUGUCGAUCUCCGGCUUGUCAUUUUGUCGUCAAGGAUUACGGACAUAUGGAUACACUCGACGACGAAACUAAAGGGAUUAAAGGGGCCGUUACUUAUUGUGCUUGUAAGAAUGGGAAAUCUAGGGAGGCAAUGAGGAGCUUUGUUGGGGGGAUUACUGUUGCUUUUAUGAAAGCAUAUCUUGAAGGUGAUGAUAGUUACUUAAAUGCUAUCAAGGAUGGGAAAAAUAUUAAUCUUCCUGUUCAGCUUCAAACUGUUGAGUUUUUAUAGGACUGAUUUACAGUUAAGUGUUCAGCUUCACACUGUUAUGUUUUUAAGAAUUUCCUUCCAAAUUCUCUAUUGUACCAUUAAUCUGAUGUUGUUAGUCCACACAUUUCCAUGUUUGCAGGAAGAAUACACUGAAAUUCACAAAAC